Ophidiomyces ophidiicola is the source of this 525-nucleotide messenger RNA. RefSeq names its product Mediator of RNA polymerase II transcription subunit 16. The coding region runs from base 1 to 525 and encodes 174 amino acids. The record is from RefSeq and is a predicted model, not a curated record. The transcript has 2 exons. NCBI's taxonomy places the organism in Eukaryota, Fungi, Ascomycota, Eurotiomycetes, Onygenales, Onygenaceae. Gene Ontology annotation, cellular component: mediator complex. Gene Ontology annotation, biological process: positive regulation of DNA-templated transcription.
AUGGAUGACGGCAUAGACGUGGACGAACUUUUUGGAGACCCUACCUCCUUGGAGUUGACACUUCCGACCUCACCUUCAACUUUCAUAUUGUCCAAAAGACUCGAUGAGCUUCGGCAUUCAGGGUGUAACAAGAAGAUAACCUGGUCAAGACUUGGUGCAAUUGCGUACAUAUCGAAUGAUGGGCAAAGAGUGUAUUUGCGAAACGUUUCUUGCAAACCAAACGAUGGGUCAUGGUCUUUGACUGAUCAAAAGGCUGGCUGCCAAAUAGCUGAAGCCCGAAGCGGCCGCGUGUUUUUACACCUUUGUUGGCAUGAAACUGGAACCGACCUUGCGAUCGUUGAUUCUUGCGGGCAUAUCUUGAUAUUAUCGAUGUCAAUCGCGCUAAACGUUUUUGCUGUAUCUCGUUCAACGAUGGCUGACGUCGAAGAUGAUGGUCACCAACCAAUUGGCUUAAUAUGGCUUUCUGGGAAUCGCCCUGUGAGUCUUCGAGAUAUAAACAUGGGAUUGGCUCAUUCUGAUGAGUGA